UGCGUCGUGCGUGGGAACAAAUCCCUAAGCCAGAACACGGCAGUACUUGACCCAAGCAGACAGACUACAGGGAAAGGCAUGGCGCAUGCAACUGUGGAGAAUGAGUUGCAGUUAUGAAGCAUGAAAAAGUGAUCCAUCACUGUCCAGCCACAGGAAAACAUAUGAGCGCUCGCCAUUCAUGGAUGCGUAUCUCACAGUUCGCAUCCAGCACUGCAGCAGCACUGCCGUCGCGAUCCAUGCUUUAGCAGCGCACCGGAAAGGCGGCACCGCUAACGUCUUCAUACCUACCGGAAACCUGUAGAAAAGUUAUUGGCUACUGCUGUUUUACAUGUAUCCGAAUGGUCUACUGUAUGUGACUGAAAGGGCAUAAAUAAUUCCAUCGCGCGGGUCACCCACCAGGACCCUUUCCCGUCCGUACCACAUCCAGUCAUGCAAUUCGAUUUGUGCAUCUACACAGGCCAGGGAAAUGAAGCAGCCAAUAUUAAUCGUCCGGAUGUAAUCUGCUGGAUCAGUCAAAGUUUGGUCUAGCUAGGGAGCGGGGGGAAGAUCGGUUGCGGAUGAACAAGCCGGUAGUGACGUCCACUGCUUGCAUUGUACAUACGCAGUAGCGCACGUACGAGCCAUUUCCGGCGCACUUGCACUGCUGCACUGCGUCCCGGGGUCUAAUCGGCAUGUAAUCGCCUGUUGUACAUGCAUAUAUAAACAGCAACAGAAGUCCUAAUAGCCAUCACACUCUGUCAGGACUCUUGUCACAGUCAAGCGCCUUAUUCAGUUGAUGGAAGUUAACGCGCAGAACCAGUUGUUUGAUUAGUGCCCGCAACAACCACCCGCACUCCACAGCACCAGCACUCUGCCUUCUCCAACGUGACCUCGCAUUCAUUACGUGGCACUACUAAGAGACCAGGAAUAUUUCCUGUUUCCACUGCUUUUGUUAUGUUGCUGUGCGUGCUGUCCAGGUUCAAGUACUGAAUUUACUUGAAUCUACACAACGACAAUUGAACCAAGCAGCUAACUAAACGGAACGGGAGUUAAUUGAUUAAGUUGAGAGAGAAUUAUGGAAUCCCACCAGCGAGAGAACGUGGAUCCCAGCGGAAGCGACAUGGCAUCUGGAAGACACGUUAAGUCAGACUCGCGUCCGUCGCCUGCCACAGCUACCGUCAACAGCGACGCUAAUAGAACCAACGGAAGCACCCACGGACGUCCGUAUCUAGGUGCCAUGCGGCAGCGCGCUGCCAGCACACCCAAUGCCCACUUCAAUAAACUGGCCGCCCCUAAUGCGACCGGCUCUGUCCUGCAUGACCUUAUCGAAAAGGAUGAGAUGAACAAUUUCGCCGAAGAAUCGGAGCUGUUCAAAAAGGGAACGACGAAAAACACCAAAUCAGUGGUCUUCUCCUUGAAGAACGAACUAGGCAGCCUGGCUAACGCGCUGACCGUUUUCAAGGAGCACGACGUGAAUAUCUGCCGCAUCGAGUCGCGGCAGACGAAGCGCAGUCGCGGCCACGAGGAUGAGUGCGAAGUGUAUGUGGACGUGGAGUGCGACGAUCGACAGAUGGUGCAAGUGUGCAACCUGCUAAAACGCCGGCUGACGCUGGCCCACCAACAAUCGCUCAGCAACAUGAACGCCGGAGGGACUCUCCAGCGACAGGCGACCAUCAACGACUCCACCGACCUGUCCGACGGCGACAUGUGCCACCUGGACACACCCGAGGUCUACGGGAUGCCAUGGUUUCCACGCCGCAUUUCCGACCUGGACAAGAGCGCCCACAAAGUGCUCAUGUACGGCGUAGAACUGGACGCUGACCACCCGGGAUUCAAGGAUCCGGUCUACCGGAAGCGCCGACUGUAUUUCGCUGAACUGGCACUCAAAUACAAACAUGGUCGCCCGAUCCCACGCGUCAAGUAUACGGAAGAGGAAACGCGUACAUGGGGAGUGGUGUUCAGUGAGCUGAUGAAGCUGUACCCGACACAUGCGUGCCGGCAAGUGCUGGAGAACAUUCCCUUGCUGGUGCGGCACUGUGGAUACAGAGUGGACAAUCUGCCGCAGCUGCAGGACAUCAGCCGCUUCCUGAAGGAGCGCACCGGCUUCACGGUACGCCCAGUGGCCGGCUACCUCAGCUCGCGCGACUUUCUGGCCGGACUGGCCUUCCGUGUAUUUCACUGCACUCAGUACAUUCGUCACUCCUCCUGUCCGCUCUACACACCCGAACCGGAUUGCUGCCACGAAAUCAUGGGACACAUUCCGCUCUUGGCCGAUCCGUGUUUUGCCCAUUUCUCCCAAGAACUGGGUUUGGCAUCUUUAGGUGCCAGCGACGACGAAGUGGACAAAUUAGCAACGUGCUAUUUCUUCACCAUCGAAUUCGGCUUGUGUCACCAAGACGGCCAGCUGCGUGCCUAUGGAGCCGGACUGUUGUCGUCCAUCGGCGAGCUUCAGCACGUGUUGUCGCCGGCGGCCAAGAAACUGCCGUUCGACCCCGUGGUGACCUGCAGUCAGGAGUGCAUGAUCACCACAUACCAGAAUGUCUACUUUUACAGCAACAGCUUCGACGAGGCCAAAGAGCAGAUGCGGGAGUUUGCGCGCACCAUUCGACGACCUUUCAACGUUCGCUACAAUCCCUACACGCAAACGGUAGAGAUCCUGCACAGUCAGCAACAAAUCACGGCCAUGCUCAGCGAACUGCGCGGCGACCUGGCCGUGGCUAGCGAGGCUUUGCGCAAGAUCCGCCAGGAAGAGGGCCGCAAGGCCGCCGUCACCGUCACCAGUAUCGAUUUCCUGCGUGACUACCACGGCGACUGAACCGUUUGAAGGGCUUGAGUGAAUACUCGACAGGGCGUUGCAGUCAGCCGAUGCCUUCUGCUAUACCUGUAUGCUUACAUAACGUAUAUUCCCGUCGCCAACUGCAUAAUUAUCCACCAAAGUUCACUUCCUGUACCGCAUUCAGCUAAGUUUUACCGGCAUCAUUAUUAUCGUACGAGCACAUGGAUGGGAAUUACAACAAAGCAAAACGAUUCAUUCUGCUGCAUGCAGUUAGAGUACUUAUCCGUAACUCCGUAUUGCAAAUCCAUCCCAUCUGCAUUUAACCGUCAUCGACAUCACACUUUGCUUCCCAUGUCAAACCACCGGCAUCCAAUGCAAAUCCCACAAGCAAAUGUAGUCGUCACAUCGUAUCUUAUUCCAAUCAUUUCUGUCUUUAUUUUUACUGUCCAGUUAUACGACACGGGUGCACCACCAGCAAUUAUAUAUAAGCAGGAUCGUUCCUAUGGAUUUAUGCGCUACGUUUAAUACCUUACGUUUGCUGAUUUAAUAGUAUUGCUCUGUGCAAAUACUGACACUCGCUGUCCAUAUUCCCUUCGAGAUUCUUUAUUAGUUUUCUCAGCGAUUAUCCACAAAAAAAACUGCUGUUUAUCAAAUUUAAACUAAUUCCAAUGAAAUGUGCUCUCCUACGCAUGGGCAGAAUACUUGCUGACCUUUCUGUCCGCUGUCUAUCAAUAACUUUAAGUACAGAGUACUUGAUGUGAAACGUGCUUUCUUGGCGGCAGCAAAACACUUCACCUUUUUUCAGAAUAUU
Paramacrobiotus metropolitanus is the source of this 3566-nucleotide messenger RNA. Its product is annotated as tryptophan 5-hydroxylase 1-like. The coding region runs from base 1055 to 2794 and encodes 579 amino acids. Gene Ontology annotation, biological process: aromatic amino acid metabolic process. The transcript is spliced from 16 exons. The record is from RefSeq and is a predicted model, not a curated record. Gene Ontology annotation, cellular component: neuron projection. Gene Ontology annotation, molecular function: tryptophan 5-monooxygenase activity; iron ion binding. Lineage: Eukaryota; Metazoa; Tardigrada; Eutardigrada; Parachela; Macrobiotidae.